Sclerotinia trifoliorum is the source of this 3154-nucleotide messenger RNA. Lineage: Eukaryota; Fungi; Ascomycota; Leotiomycetes; Helotiales; Sclerotiniaceae. The record is from the annotation of a GenBank genome assembly.
CGGGCGAGGGGAAGCUAAACGGAUCAAGACAUUUUGAUAAGUAAAUGUCUGCGGAGUAAUUGUCACAUUUCAUCCCUCCCUGGUAUGUAGCUGCACCAUUUAGCAUUUUACAUAGAUUGAAUGUAUACAUACUUCAGUCUUGUUGGCUCGUUGACUUCCCAGCCACUGCCAUUUUUUGACUUUGUACUCUGCUGGACAACCAUGGGCAUCACACCCUGAAAAGCUUGGACGGACAGCGUCACCGUGCAUUUCGUCCCCAUUAUCCCCCUUCCAAUUCUCCCAUUCCUACUAACAAACACCGGAAUAUUAAAAUCUACACAUCACUGAUGCAUCAAAGAUCCCCGUAACUGCUUCGAAAAAUCCCCAUCGACAAAUUAUCACAAGGUUUAAUUAAUGAGCCAAUAGAAUUGCACAACGCUGAACGUGGGAAGCUUCGAUAACCCACACGCAAUGCAGCAAUAUAAAGGGAGCUCACGCUCCCAGGGCUCCAAAUCUCAGCAUCUCGAGACUUGGCGAAAGGUUGCACUCGUUUUUGUUAUUUGUGCUUUCUUAUAUACUUCGUACAUUAUGUUGUUGGAUCAGAUACUUUUAUUGUCUCUUACAGGCGUUACAGCCUCCGCUUUACUGCCUGAAAAAGAGCAAUCCUCAACUUCUACUUCAGAUGUUCCACAGUACUUCCAGACCACGCCAGAACUCUGGGCGGGGCCGACAGCUACUGGUCGAGCUCCUUUCCUGGUAAGUAGUGGGGAUUGGUUAACCAAAAUUCAUUUUAGAGACAAUGGAUUAAAGAUUAAUUUGCUGUUCGGUUUAGGCCCAGACAAAUCCCGUCUCGUUUGCGCCAACUGUGACUUUCGUCCCGAAUACCCCUCUUGAAACUGCGCAACCUAUUGUAGGCCAAGGCCAGAAUCAGAGUAUAUUCCAACUUAUGGGAAACCUUUCUCCUUAUUUGCCUAAUCCAUCUGGAUUUGGUGUUGCGGAGUAUCCAUUACCACCGGGAGCUAAGAUCGCUCAACUUCAGGUAAGAGUCAGAUCUUGGGAAAUACAUCCAGUUCUCAACAUGAUAUCACAUUUUCUUCAGUCUUCAAUCGAUUCCGAGUGGAUCAAGCCAAUUGUACCAUAUCAAAAGACAGUGGGUGUGGUUGAAUAUAAAGGAGUGUGAGCCAUUGUUUAAGCUCUUUCUGUAUUAUCAAAGGGCGUCGGCGAUAGAUCUCCGAAAGACACACAUAUACCAUAUGCUGACAUUUUACAGAUGCUCUCACGUCAUGGAUCGCGUUAUCCUACAGUAGGAAGUAAUGUUGAAGUCUUUGGCGAGAAAGUUGCCAACAAUACGGAGAAGCUCAAUGCCACUGGAGCUCUCUCGUUCUUGAAUAACUGGAAAUACGGAUUAGGUCAUGAAAUUCUUGUUCCUCGUGGAAGACAAGAGUUGUUUGAUAGUGGAAUCUUGCACUACUAUCAAUAUGCACAAUUGUACAAUCCUCACAGUAAAAUCAUCGCAAGAACUACUACCCAAGAUCGAAUGCUCAAGGUUUGUGAUCGCUCCCUUGCUCUCUGGUAUAAAGCUAAAUGAUGGUAGAGCGCGGAAUAUUUCAUGGCUGGCUUCUUUGGUCUCGAAUGGACAAACAACGCCACUAUUGAGGUCAUAAUUGAGUCCCAAGGCUACAAUAACAGUCUAGCAGGUUAUGAUAAUUGUCCCAACUCGAAUAAUUAUAGAAGUGCUGGAGGAUCAAAUGCUUCAGACCAGUGGGUUGCUGUAUAUCUCAAAGAUGCCACUACUAGAUUCCAAUCCAUGGUCUCGCCGGAGUUCAAUUGGACUGUGACAGACACCUACGCAGCUCAAACGUUGUGUCCAUACGAGACUGUAAGUACAAACUUCUAGGUUUACAUAAACACCGCAGUCUAACAUCGUGUAGGUGGCCUUUGGUUACAGUGCGUUCUGUGAUCUAUUCACCUAUCAAGAAUGGGUUGACUUCGAAUAUGCAAACGACCUUUACUUUGCCGGCGGAAGUUCCUUCGCCUCUCCAACUGGACGCGCUGUAGGAAUCGGCUACGUCCAAGAAGUAGUCGCCCGCCUUCAAAACCACACCUUGGGUUAUUCCGGUUCCCAGAUCAACACCACCCUGGACAACAACACCGCUACGUUUCCAUUGAACCAGUCCAUCUACCUCGAUUUCUCCCACGACACAAACAUCAUGUCUAUCCUCACAGCCUUUGGUUUUACUCAAUUCGCCACGCCUUUACCAGCUACUCAUUAUCCUGGUCCCCAUAAUCUAACCGUCUCGCACCUGGAGCCUUUUGGCGCAAGAUUAGACAUCGAACUUAUUAAGACACCAAAGCCAUUAACAGCAAAUAGGACGUAUAUCGAUGGUAAGGAAACUACUUAUAUACACUUCAUUCUCAACCAGAGGACGAUACCUUUGGGAUUCAGUUUCUUGGAGUGUGGAGUUGAUAGAUUGGAUGGGUGGUGUGAGCUGGAAACUUUUUUGAAAGUGCAGACUAGAUCGACCAAAGAAGCUCAGUAUGAAUAUGCUUGCUUUGGAGAUUAUCCUGCGGAACCAUAUGGAAGUAUCAAGAAUGGUGCGCCCAAUGCUUAUUAGUAGGUUCUCGAGUCGGUUGCUAAUCUAUCACUUGCUUGUUGGUAUCAAAAGAGCCAUGAUGUUGCUCCAGAGGGAGUUAGCUCUUCUGUAAAUAUCUUUAGUCAUUAAAUGUUGAUGCCUAGCCAAUCACUGAUAACCUGUUCCUGAAUCUGAAUCUCUAUCCUCAAACCACAGAAAAACCAAAGCCUGCGGGGCUGCGCAAAUUGGACUUUUGAGCUCUUCAUCAUGGUCUGUUUAUGGUAUGGCCACUACAGACCGAUUACAGCUACCAAAGAAACCUGUCUCAAUUAAUCAGCAAAGAACCCCAAACACACACGCCUUUUGCAGACAUCCAAGCCUAUUUUGAUGAAGGUCGCUGAAUGAUAUGUGGCUGUUGUAUCCUUGUAAUUUUCGUUAGAUCGCAAACCGAUGUCCCCUCCCUCCAUUCAAAUCCACCAGCUUGGUUGAACAGCAGUUCAUAGCCGCUAAUAUUCAAGAUUCUGGGUCUCAUUGCGCCAUUGUUCAAGUCAACUGCCUAUCCAAAUGUCCCGGUGUCAUGGGUCAUUAGAGGAGUAUGCCAA